UCUGAAAAUUUUUCAUUACGUGCACUCAGUACAUGAUGAGUGGAAAACUACCACCUCGAAAACUGCACUCACAUCAAUCUGCGUUAACUAAGCUGUAACGGGCGUGUUAAAGCCAUAUUAUAAUGAUGAAUCUCCCCUGACAGGUUACAUUGAGCGGCAUGUCUUUAUAUACCCGUUGAAAUCCGCCUAGACUUGACUCGUUAGUGCAAGAGUUGCAAUGGCUGGCGCCGCCACGUCCAGCUGGGACAAGUUUGUCCUGCUUCUGUGGAAGAACUGGACCAUCCAGCGGCGCCACUACCUGCAGACCGCGUUCGAAGUUCUCGUCCCGGUGUUGUGCUGUUCGUUUCUUCUUUUGAUACGUGGAGUUGUGAAGCUGAGGCACGUGCAGUCCAGUACCGUGUUCAACCCGCUGUCUACCGAUGUACUGAGCAGGUUCAAACUACCAUCCGAUGUGCAAAUUCUGUUGGCGUAUUCACCUCAAAAUCCAAUACUGGAAGGGGUCGUUAGCAGAGCUGCGGAAUCGCUCAAUAUAACGUACAGAGGAUACCCUAACGCGGUCUCACUGGAGUCGACCCUAAUGAAUAGCAGCAUCUUGGCUGGGGUAGAAUUCGAAGAUGAUCUCACGUUCAUAGAUAAACUACCGGAGAAGCUGAACGUCGCGAUCAGAUUCCCUAGCAAGCUUCGGACCAGCAUGGAAAACUCCCUACCGAACUGGGAAACCCGACUUCUGCAGUUUCCCUUUACGCCGGAACUUCGCGAGAUUUCACUGGACGCGGGAGGUUACCCGGAGUACUACUACGAAGGCUUCCUGUCCGUUCAGAGCGCCAUUUCGAAAGCGAUCAUCGAGGAAUUCAACGCCAAUGUUUACCUUCCAAACGUUUAUGUGAACCGCUUCCCAUAUCCACCACACUACGACGAUGGAAUCCUACGCGUACUGGAAUCGUGGCUCCCGUACAUUAUGCUUUUCACGUUCUUCUACCCGUGCGUAGUGAUGAUCAAGCACAUCACGGUCGAGAAGGAACACCAGCUCAAAGAAUCGAUGAAGAUCAUGGGACUCUCCGGUGGCUUGCAGUGGAGUGCGUGGUUCGUGAAGAACAUGCUACUGCUAGUGCUCUCGAUUUCGAUGAUCACUGCGCUGCUUUGUGUACCGCUGGUCAACAACAUUCCGAUCCUGAAACAUUCCGACUGGACUGCCAUUUGGUUCUUCCUGUUUGUCUAUUCCGUCGCUACAGUGUGCUUCUGCUUCAUGAUGAGUGUCUUCUUCGACAAGGCAAGUGUUGCCGCAAGGGUAGCUGGCUUCGUUUGGAUCCUGUCCAUUGUACCGUACAAGCUGGCCUUGCCCAUCUACGACUCCUUGUCAGUUGGUAUCAAAUCUAGUCUCAACAUUGUAUCAAACUCCGCCAUGUCCUUUGGGAUUCGUAGCAUCAUACGCCUGGAAGUACUUGAACGGGGUCUUCAGUGGAACGAUUUCUCCACCCCAGCUACGAUCGACGAAGAGUUGAACGUUGGACUGGUGAUCGCGAUGCUACUGAUAGAUGCCUUGAUAUACCUAACCAUCGCAAUAUACGUCGAGCAAGUUAUGCCCGGAGAAUUCGGAAUCGCAAAACCGUGGUAUUUCCCAUUUUCUUUCAAGUGUCGCUCCAGCGCGUCAAAAACGCCAACUUCUCAAAAUCAGAAAUCAGACUUCAUCGAAUCGGAUCCCAGCUCAAGCCCUGUCGGAAUUCAAAUCCGAAACCUUCGUAAGGUUUACCCAGGCAAUAAAACUGCUGUCAACGGGCUCGUUCUCAACAUGUACGAAGAUCAGAUCACCGUAUUGCUGGGUCACAACGGUGCUGGCAAGACCACCACCAUGUCUAUGCUGACGGGAAUGAUCGCGCCGACCUCGGGUACGGCAUACCUCAACGGGCACGACGUCCGCACCGAGAUCGAAGGAGUUCGACGAUCUUUGGGCAUCUGCCCACAGCACAACGUGCUGUUCGAUGAACUGACCGUGGAGGAACACCUCCGAUUCUUUGCAAGAUUGAAAGGCAUUCCAAAGAAUGGUCUGCACGGAGAGAUCGAAAAGUACCUUGUGAUGUUGGAGUUGACGGACAAGCGCAACGCACAAUCUCACACGCUGUCCGGUGGUAUGAAGCGAAGACUUGCCGUAGGAGUUGCCCUAUGCGGUGGAUCCAAGGUGGUCCUGCUGGAUGAGCCAACCUCCGGAUUGGAUCCGUCAGCUCGUAGAUCCCUCUGGGAUCUGCUACAACAGGAGAAGAAACAUCGAACGAUUCUACUUACCACGCACUUCAUGGACGAAGCGGACGUCCUCGGGGAUCGCAUUGCGAUCAUGUCCGGCGGAGUGCUGAAGGCAGUUGGGUCACCGUUCUUCUUGAAGAAAAACUUUGGCGCCGGAUACCGGUUGAUCUGCGUGAAAGGUCCGCGCUGCGACAAGCAACAGGUGUUGGACAUUCUGCGGAGGUUCAUUCCAGACGUUCGCAUUGCCACGGAUAUCGGGUCCGAGCUGUCGUUUGUUUUGAAUGAGGGUUACCUACAGGUGUUCCAACCGAUGUUGGAAGAUCUGGAAGGUAGAAUGCGAGAGUGUGGAGUUAAUAGCUACGGUAUCUCGUUGACUACGAUGGAGGAGGUGUUCAUGAAAGCCGGAAGUGACAUCUCUCAGGGAAGCAAGAGAUCAAAAGAAAUACCUAUCGAGACAGCACCCCAGAAAUAUUCGCUAAACAAACUCGAACUGUACACCGGUCGACAGCUACUAUUAAACCAAGUUAAGGGUCAAUUCUUGAAGAAGUACCUCUCCAGUCUGCGAUCACAUAUUCUACUAAUAACACAACUUUUGGUUCCAAUCGUCUUCGCAAUAGUGGCAUCCAACAAGGAUACCCUCGAGUAUCGGAAUCUUCCCCCAUUGACUAUGUCUUUUGAGCCGUACAAGGAAACGGUAACCGUUGUAGGGAGAUCGCUGGACAAUUCGUAUUUGAUACAAGCUUAUGAGAAACUGUUUGACAAGAUUGAUGGAAGGCAUCACCUCAAAUUAAUAUCUUCGAACAUGAAUGAAUUCAUGCUUCAAACUUCCAUAGAUUCAAUUUACGAGGUCAACACCCAGUACAUGGCAGGCGCUACCUUUCACUACAACAACUACACGGCUUGGUUCAACAACAAGGGCUACCACACUGCUCCCUUGGCAGUAUCCCUAUUGUACAGUGCUGUCCUUGCUUCAGAAUGCCCUACAUGUGAACUGACCAUCACGAACAAGCCUCUACCUUACCCACCCAACGUUCAGGAAAAUUUGUUGGAAAGUGUCAUUGGAUACAGCAUGAUAAUCAACACCGCCUUCGCGAUGGUCUUCGUAUCGUCGCUGUACAUCAUGUUCUACAUUAAAGAACGCACCAUACGUGCCCGAAUGCUCCAGUAUGUUAGUGGAACGAAUGUUACCUUCUACUGGACGGUGGCUUUCAUUUGGGAUUACUUUACCUUUCUGGUGACCUGCGUGAUCUACAUCGUCGUAUUAGCUGUGUUUCAAAAGAGUUCGGCUUUCAUCGAACUUGGUCAAGUGGUUCUCCUGUUGAUGUUCUACGGGUUGGGAUUCCUACCGUUGACCUACCUCUUCACGUUCGUGUUCAACAAUACGAGCUCCGGAUACGGAUUCAUCAUGUUGUUCAACAUAACAACGGGUGUCGUCUUCUACGCGAUCGGUGAACUACUUCGGCUUCCCACUAUCGAUCAGGAAGAUCUGGCUGACGACUUGGAGUGGGCAUUCCUGCUUUUCCCAAGCUUUGCCCUGUUCCAGGGGUUGGAAAACAUGGACGUGAUCGUGUCUGGUGUGAUGGACUGUCGGAAUGAUUGCAACUUUAUAGCUGGUUGUACGCUUGAUACCGCUUGCGAUUGGACUCCCACGUGCUGUGAUCUACCGGAGUUGUACUCCUUCCGUGAAGUGGGAAUCGCUAGGAAUUUGCUAUAUCUUUUGGUGGUUGGAAUAACUGCCUUCGUUGCGGUUUUACUGAUAGAAUAUCGAGUCCUCAGUAAGGUCAAGCAAUGCGAUACUUGGAAGAAGAAGCCACGUUUGUCAGCCGACGAAGAUUCAGAGGUAACCGCUGAGAAGGAACGAGUUCAGAAUAUGCGCAAGAGUGACAUCCGGAACUACAAUCUCGUGAUGCGGAAUGCAACCAAAUAUUACGGGAACUUCCUAGCGGUGAACAAUCUGUCGGUAGCGAUCGAUCGAUUUGAGUGCUUUGGUUUGCUGGGAAUCAACGGAGCCGGGAAGACGACUACCUUCAAAAUGUUGAUUGGAGACGAGACCUUUUCGUCCGGGGUGGCUUGGGUAGAGGGGACUCGACUGAAAUCCCCAUUGAAUACUGUGCAUCAGAGAAUCGGUUACUGUCCACAGUUUGACGCACUACUGGGUAAUCUUACCGGAAGGGAGACGCUGACAAUUUUCGCCCUGUUACGAGGAGUUCCCCGUGAUGAUAUCCAGAACGUAUCGCUGUCUUUGGCUGAAGAUUUGCACUUCCUGAAGCAUCUAGACAAGAAGAUCAAGGAGUAUAGUGGUGGAAACAAGCGAAAGCUCAGUGCAGCCAUCGCACUCAUGGGAAACCCCUCGAUUGUAUACCUCGAUGAACCGACUACGGGAAUGGAUCCGGGAGCGAAGCGGCAGCUCUGGAACGUGAUCUGCAAGGCAAGAAGCUCGGGCAAAUCUAUCGUGUUGACUUCGCACAGCAUGGAGGAGUGUGAAGCGCUGUGCACCCGACUGGCGAUCAUGGUCAACGGCGAGUUUAAGUGUCUCGGAUCGACGCAACACUUGAAGAACAAGUUCGUUAAGGGAUUCCUGUUGACAAUCAAGGUGAAAAGGACGGAUGAUCAGCAAGAGCAGAGAGUGGCUAGGGUCAAGUCGUUCGUGGAGGAUACAUUUGAUGGAGCUGUGCUGAAAGAACAAUAUCAGGACUCGUUGAGCUAUCACGUGCCACAGGCUGAUCUCAAAUGGUCGGCCAUGUUUGGGCUGAUGGAAUCACACAAGGAGCAGCUUGAAGUUGAGGAUUACUCCCUGGGACAAGCUGCGCUUGAGCAGGUGUUUCUACACUUUACAAAACAUCAGCGAGUGGAAGAUUAAUUGAAGCUAUUUUUGUUUUGUAUUUAUUAAUUAUCAUAAAAUAUGUGAUUUUUUAA
Molecule: messenger RNA, 5154 nt
Organism: Culex quinquefasciatus (southern house mosquito)
Lineage: Eukaryota; Metazoa; Arthropoda; Insecta; Diptera; Culicidae
Product: ATP-binding cassette sub-family A member 3
Exons: 10
Coding region: 218-5098 (1626 amino acids)
Biological process (GO): lipid transport; transmembrane transport
Cellular component (GO): intracellular membrane-bounded organelle; membrane
Molecular function (GO): ABC-type transporter activity; lipid carrier activity; ATP binding
Source: RefSeq, a predicted model, not a curated record